Molecule: messenger RNA, 2089 nt
Organism: Bactrocera latifrons
Lineage: Eukaryota; Metazoa; Arthropoda; Insecta; Diptera; Tephritidae
Product: general transcriptional corepressor trfA
Exons: 2
Coding region: 209-2071 (620 amino acids)
Source: RefSeq, a predicted model, not a curated record
GAAUAUGUAAUUGUGCGGGAUUUCAUUCAAGCGAACGUGUGUGAGUGCAUUGUAAGCGGAGAACCAAAACUGCAUUUUAUUUGCGAUAAAAGAAUAGUUGACCAGAAAAUACAAUACAACGCGCAGAGCAAGAAGUAUACAAUAUACAAAAUAAAGAUACAUAGAAGUUACGAUCGAAUAUAGUUCAUAUAUACUAAUUAACGCCAAGAUGUCGACAAAGGCUACAACACAGCACACGCGUCGUGCACCACUAUCGCUUUCCGGCGGCGGCAAACAGCAGAGUCAAAAUCAUUAUAGCGGCAAAUCUGCAGACACCAACGGCAGUUCAAAUAAUAGCGCUAGCGCUAAAAAUGACAAUAAACAUUCUGCAAGUCAGAAGACAGAAUCCAGUGUUAACGAUAUUAAAGAGUCGACAUCAAAAGAUUUGAAGAAGCCACAAAAUGGUGACAAAAAGCAACAGCAGCAAUCCGCCAAUAUUGAGACAGUGAAGAAAAAUGAAAAGACUGAUGAGAAGAAAACCCAGAAUGGCAGUGGCAAAGCCUCUAUAAAUGGCGGAGCCAAAGAGAAACAGCAAAAUGGUAGUGAUAAACAGGACAAUAAUAGUAAUGGCACAAACGCCAAGACGGUUGCCACUAACUCAAAUGGUACUGCCAACGCCAAGGCUAAUACAAAGCCCAAUGAAAAAGCUGCACCUCCGAAUGUUAAGGAAGAUACAAAAACUAAGGAGCCAAAACUUGCAGAGUCCGUUGAAAAGAGUGAAAAGGAGUCUGAGAAGGAGAAAGAUAAGGAAAAGGAGAAAAAGAAAGAAAGUGAACCAGAAAAAGUUGUUGAAAAAGAGACUAGAUCUCGACGUCAUGAGCCUAACGUAGCAACAGAGCAGGAAAAGAAACAAGCUGAUAAAAAUGAAGCCAAUAAAGGUGAUGAAACAAAAAUGGAAGUAGCUACACCAACAUCUCGAUCCAGUGCUGGUCAGGCUAAAUCCCGGGCUACACCUACAAAGGGUGUGGAGAAAUCUGGCAGAAGUACUCCCACAAAACCGGUGGAUAAGCCAACUGCUUCGCCACGUAACAAAACCGUCACCACAGUCAUAGAUGAUGUUGAAAUGGAACCACUGGCUGUGGAGAACUCACCAGCAAAGUCCAAAGAGAAUACGUCACCAGUCGUGGUCGUUGCAGCUGCAGCUGCUCCUGUGCUGCAGCCACCAACCGCCACUUCGACUCCCGGCAAAGCAACAACGGCAACACAAAAGACUAAAACACAAACCAUCAAUGCCAAAUCGGAUCAACCGAUAAAUGCACCCAGUUCUGGGAGUUCACCGGAUCGCAAAAGUGUACCACGUACUAUUACACAUAUUGGUGGACGUCGUAGCAUACGUCCACUUAACGAAUACACUCCUUCGAAAUUCCAAAAUAAUUUACAAUUUCGUGAAUCCUAUCGCCGCAUUAACACUGAAUUGGACGUCAGUUCAACCACCAAUAGCAGCAUGAACGUAACAGUUGGCUCAGAGAUACCAAACAACUCAUCUUUUUCAUUUUUCGGACGUGGUCGUAAACGUGACCGCACGCCACCGCGCCAAACGCAAUCUACUAUGGAGUUGCAAACAGAUGCUGACUAUUCGCCACCAAAACGUGCACGCCUCGAUAUGUAUAGUUUGUUUAGCGUAGUUUCUUCUCCCUUAACAAUGUUACGUUCGCGUUUUUCGAGAGCUUCCAUACAAAGCAGCACACCGGUGAAGUUGGCCACUAAACUAGCAACUACAGAUGAGGAUGAAGCUGAUGUACAAAAUGUUUCCGGCAUUUCUAUUGAAGAGGAAAAUGCCACCGACGGCGGUGAAAGUGACGAGAAGACUGCGACCGAAGACGUUACUGUAGGGAAAAAUGCUGACGAUGACACUACAUCCAAAAUGGACUCACCAAUGAAGGUGGACGAAAAGUGUGGUAUGGAGAAAGGCGAUGAAGUGAACGAUGAGCUGGAGGAUGCAUCCAAGUCCUCGAAUGUACAUGAGGUUGCAGCUGGCAUCGCAGACACAUCCGUUUCUUCGGCUAAAAAUAGGAGAUGUCAUAUUAUGUAAAGUGUAUUUGUCGAGAAG